Messenger RNA from Schistocerca piceifrons (Central American locust), 2128 nucleotides. RefSeq names its product mRNA-capping enzyme (gene mRNA-cap). Gene Ontology annotation, molecular function: protein tyrosine/serine/threonine phosphatase activity; ATP binding; mRNA guanylyltransferase activity. Gene Ontology annotation, biological process: protein dephosphorylation; 7-methylguanosine mRNA capping. Lineage: Eukaryota; Metazoa; Arthropoda; Insecta; Orthoptera; Acrididae. The transcript is spliced from 13 exons. Bases 333 to 2120 code for a protein of 595 amino acids. The record is from RefSeq and is a predicted model, not a curated record.
UCUGCGAUUGCGAUUGAGAAUAGGAAGUUGUGUGUGCAGAAGAAGAAGGCUUGAUGCUGUGCGAAAAAAAAAGCUGUAAUGGGAAGUGUUUUUUUAAUUUGGAAACAUAUUGGUGAUUUGACUUUUUGACCACACAUUUUCUAGCGCCUAGUGCGAUCAGGCAUGGAGUAGACGUAGUUAAAUUUGCAGUUUUUCCAAUCAUCUGACAAGUAAACAGACAAGCAAGUGACAAGACCCAGUUUUAAAAAGUAAACUGUUGUUUUACGUGAUUUUAAGUAGUGUCGCAGAAGUGGUGAGCUUAAUGAGAAAUUGCGCGUGGUGAGAAUUUAAAUAUGAGUAAUCAUAAUGAUAGAUCUCCAGGCCCAAUUCCUCCCAGAUGGUUACAUUGCCCACGCAAAGCACACGAUUUAGUAGCUAAUAAAUUCCUGGCAUUCAAAACACCAUUGAGUUCACGUUAUGAUGACCAAGUUCCCGAAGAAUGCCGCUUUCCACCUGAAAUGAUAUUUGAUUUAAUGAAAAGCUACAAGGUGAAAAUAGGUCUUUGGAUUGAUUUGACCAACACUUCACGUUUUUAUAAUAAGGAUGACGUAGAGGAACAUGGCUGCAAAUAUCUAAAACUUCAGUGCCGAGGGCAUGGUGAGACACCAUCAGAAGAACAAACGGCCACAUUUAUACGUAUUUGCAGUCACUUCAUCAGUCACCAUCCUUUAGAAAUUAUUGGUGUGCACUGUACACAUGGCUUCAAUCGGACAGGAUUCCUGCUUGUAUCAUAUCUUGUUGAAAAUAUGGACUGCAGUGUCGAUGCUGCUGUCAGGGAAUUUGCACGCGUUAGACCUCCAGGAAUUUAUAAGCACGAUUACCUUUUGGAACUUUUCAAAAGAUUUGAAGAUAUUGCAGACACGCCAGCCCCACCAGAACUUCCUGACUGGUGCAGAGAGGAAGAAGAAGCAGAUGAUGAUGAUGAUGGUGCUGGUGGGAGUGUCGGUGGAGAAGAAAAUGGGAAAGCAGCUGGAAGCAAUCAGAGACGAAGGAAGGAAUUUCGAAAGAAAAAUCCUACAUUCAUGGAAGGUGUAAAUGGUGUUACACCAGUCACAACCCAGCCUAAGUUGUCAGAAAUACAGAAAAAAACUCAGUCAUUAUGUGGGUGGAGAGGUUCUGGCUUUCCAGGCAGCCAGCCAGUGUCUAUGGAUACAGCGAACAUUCAACUUCUGCACCAAAAGCCCUACAGAGUGUCGUGGAAAGCAGAUGGGACAAGGUAUAUGAUGCUGAUCCUCCAGGCAAAUGAAGUUUACUUCAUCGACAGAGAUAAUGCUGUAUUUCAAGUUUCUGGUCUUAAGUUUCCACACAGGAAAGAUCCUAACAGGCACAUCGGAAAUACUUUAUUAGAUGGGGAAAUGGUUAUAGAUAAGGUGAAUGGAAAGGACAUCCCAAGAUAUCUUGCGUAUGAUAUAAUCAAAUUUGAGGGCAAUGACAUUGCAUCACGGCCUUUUUAUCCUGAUCGGUUAACAUGUAUUGAUGUGGAGAUUGUGCAGCCUCGUAAUAAAGCAUUUGGUGAAGGUCGUUUGAACAAAGCUGCUGAGCCAUUCAGUAUUCGUUUGAAGCAAUUUUGGGAUGUUACACAAGCAAAAAGUUUAUUAAGUGACAAAUUCAGCAAAAACCUUGCACAUGAACCAGAUGGUCUCAUUUUCCAACCUGCGAAAGAGCCAUAUGUUGCUGGACGAUGCAUGGAAGUUUUAAAGUGGAAGCCACUGAGUCAUAAUUCUGUUGACUUCAAGUUGAAGAUAUUGACAGAAAGUGGUGCAGGAAUACUACCUCGAAAAGUUGGUCAGCUUUUCGUAAGUGGUCUUGAUCGGCCAUUUGCAGCAAUUAAGAUCAACAAAACUCUAAAGGAAUUUGAUAACAAAAUAAUUGAAUGCCGAUUUCAAGAUAACCAGUGGGUCUUCAUGAGAGAAAGGACUGAUAAGUCAUUCCCCAACAGUUUUGACACAGCCAAAGCUGUGUGCAACAGUAUACGUGAUCCAGUUACAAGUGAAAAGCUUCUGGACUUCAUUGAACAUCAUCGAUUUGGUGUCAAUGAUCAGGAUUUGAUGCCACCACCCAGCAAAGUGAUGAGGAGAUGAGGAAUAAA